AUGAUAUUAAGUAUUUUCCCAGCUGGUGCGCCGAAACCACUUCUUGGGAUCGAGAAACCGCGCAUUGAACAAAGAGGAUCACGAACACUACUGUACUGGACAGUUGGUGGUGACACAUCAAAUGUUGCAGCCUAUAAGAUUGAAUUACGGUCGGAUUCAGAGAGGGACUGGCGGCAAUAUGGUGGUUUUGUCCCGCAUUCACCGUCUGAAAUACAUUUUCGACAGGAAUUACCAAGUCUGGCAACCCAUAAGCACUAUUAUGCGCGUGUUUCAGCUACCGACACUUCUCGACGUGUUCUUGCAACAUCCGAAGUGACCAGUUUUACCGUUCAGUGUCAGGCGCCCAGUGUUGUGCCACAGAAUCUACGCUUGGAACCUGUUGCUGAUGGAAUUCGAUUAUCGUGGACAUGGACAGGUCAGGAGAGCCCAGAAUGCGAACCGUAUUUUCUGAUAACUGGUUAUCAGAACGGAGGUCCGUUUUCGGAGCGAGUCAGUGGACAGUUGCGGGAGUUCACUUUCCAGAAUGCAAUCGGUGGUGAAUGGCAUGUGGAAAUGCGAGCUGGAAAUCGUGUUGGUACUGGUCCCAGUAGCUCACCGGCCAACUUGCACAAUGUUCCCAUCGUAUUACGUGAAUGUUGGAUUAUGGUGUCUUUCCCACGAUCAUUGUUUUUUCCUGUCUCAUCCAUUGUCCCCAUUCCAGUCUCAAAGGGUGUCCGUGUCCGUGUGCCACGUAGCAUCUGUGAUCCACGUACAGAUUUCUGGUGUCGUCCACCGGGUGAAAGUGACGAUGUUGCUGUACCACGUCAUCCCGACGAAGGUUUGCUUCGUGUGCUGUGCCGUUUGUACCUUGCCCCUCUUUGUAAACGGUUAACUCUUUGUCCUUCUGUGUUUCUCAAAAGCUUCUGGUGA
Molecule: messenger RNA, 909 nt
Organism: Gongylonema pulchrum
Lineage: Eukaryota; Metazoa; Nematoda; Chromadorea; Rhabditida; Gongylonematidae
Source: the annotation of a GenBank genome assembly